ACAGUAUUUGGACCGAGUAACUUAGCAUGGUUUGAAAUACCACCGUACUGGAGAAAGCUCUUAUUUUUAAACAUUACAGCUUUACGAGAAGUAGUGUUAUACCAUUCUGUUGGUGAUAAACUUUAUACCACCCAGUUUCACAACGAACAGCUAGUACCUUCCUUACUCCCUGGUUAUAAUAUUAGACUGAACGUCUAUAAACACAACACGGUGUUCACAGUGUUAGGAGCUGUUAUUAUUAGAAGCAACCAGAAUGCUACCAAUGGUGUGGUUCAUACGCUGAGCUCUGUCAUGAGAAUACCAGUUAGUUCUAUUUAUAGCACUAUACAAGCUACCACUGGCUUUACUCUUUUACAACAAGCUGUUAGGAUAGCUGGUCUGGUCUCCCUUCUUAAUGGGACGCAUCCAUUAACAAUGUUUACACCGAGUGAUGCAGCGUUUUUGAAGUUAUCUGCGAGCGAAUUAAAACAAUUGAUGUCAAACCCGAAAUAUUUAGCUAAUAUUUUAGAGUAUCAUAUAUUACGAGGGACAAUGUACACUGCAGCCUUUUAUUAUGAAGAUACAGUUCGAACUUUCAAUGGAAAAUCACUAACCAUCACUAAUUCUGGCAACGGCAAAUGUCAACGAUUGUAUUUCUAUAUAAUUCCAGGAGGCAAGGUAAAAGUAAAUGGUAUCGGACUACCUGAACAGGAUGUGUCUACUACAAAUGGUGUAAUACAUAUAGUUGAUACUCUACUGUUCCCGUCCGGUUAUAAUUUAUACUCAACUUGA
This is a messenger RNA of Lottia gigantea (owl limpet), 771 nucleotides long. RefSeq lists its product as hypothetical. The transcript has 5 exons. The record is from RefSeq and is a predicted model, not a curated record. Lineage: Eukaryota; Metazoa; Mollusca; Gastropoda; Lottiidae. The annotation marks the transcript as partial.